Messenger RNA from Lolium perenne, 687 nucleotides. The record is from RefSeq and is a predicted model, not a curated record. NCBI's taxonomy places the organism in Eukaryota, Viridiplantae, Streptophyta, Magnoliopsida, Poales, Poaceae.
AUGGCGCCACGGAUCCCUGAUCUUGGUUUACAAGAGCUGAUCGUCAUUGCAUGUUGGUACCUUUGGUGGGAGAGAAGGAAAAUUGUCCAUGAAGAGAAGGUUCAAAAGGCAGCCCAAUCUGCGCAAGCUAUCUCAGUGCUUGCCAUUAAUUAUUUCCGAGCUCUUAAGAAGGAUGCUGGGAUUAAGAGACAUGGCUGGGAGAAACCAAAAGAAGGUUGUAUUAAACUUAAUAUCGACGCUGCUUUCUCUCAUGAAUAUUUUUCAGGUGCAACGGGUGUAGUGUUAAGAGAUGACAAAGGAAUGUUCAUAGCGGCUUGUAGCUGUGGCAUUGAGCACGUCGGUGAUGCGUCAACUGCUGAAGCCAGAGCCCUGAAGGAUGGCCUGGUCCUGGCGGGUCAAAUGGGCUGCUCAAAACUGGAGGUUAAUAGUGAUUGUAUGGAGGUUAUUAAUACUAUGACGCAAGAGGGUAACUCGGCGGGACCUGCGGCGGCGAUAUAUGAAGAAUGUGCUUUCCUGGCGAGAGGGUUUGCAAAGGUGACUUUUAGUCACUGUCCUAGAGAAAGUAACAUAGUUGCUCAUAACCUUGCAGCCAAGGCGCAGGGGUAUCAGUCAGUGGUUUGGAUUGAUGAACCACCUGAUUUUGUAAUAGCUGAGUUAGCCAAUGAUGUAAGCCUCUUCACUAUGUAA